This is a messenger RNA of Gallus gallus (chicken), 2896 nucleotides long. It is a transcript of the gene GTF3C2, whose product is annotated as general transcription factor IIIC subunit 2. Gene Ontology annotation, biological process: transcription by RNA polymerase III. Gene Ontology annotation, molecular function: protein binding. Gene Ontology annotation, cellular component: transcription factor TFIIIC complex. Bases 4 to 2607 code for a protein of 867 amino acids. The transcript is spliced from 17 exons. NCBI's taxonomy places the organism in Eukaryota, Metazoa, Chordata, Aves, Galliformes, Phasianidae. The record is from RefSeq and is a predicted model, not a curated record.
GUCAUGACGUCAUCUCCGCGCGCCGCGCGCCGCCAUGUUGCGGGCUCCGGGCCCGGCGUUGAGCGCGGCCGUGGCCGACGGCGGAGGGGCGGGGGCCAUGCGGGCGGCUCCGGCCUGAGCGGCCCGGGAGCGCCUCCGGGACUCCCCCGUAUGGCGUCCAGCGCCGCCGGGGCGCGCGGGCCGCGCUGCCGCGAGCGGAGCCGCCGGGGCCGCGGUCGCGGCGCUCCCCGGGAGCUGUCAUCGCCCGCGGCUCCGGGGGAGGUGGCAGUGAAGCCCCGGCAAAGGCCCGUCCGCAGCCCGAAGGCGCCGAGCGGCCCUCAGGGCCCGCGCCCGGAGGAGGCGGACGGGCGUGGGGAGGCCUCGCGGAGCCCCGAGGCCGAGGUGCUGCUGCGGCUGUCCCGGGGCCUGCAGGGUCCCGGGGGGCUGCGGGACGGCCGGGAUGGCCCCGACACCCCCCCGGGAGGACGGCCCCGGCGGCGGGCGGCCAAAGUGGCACUGCUGUACCUCCAGGAGCUGGCGGAAGAGCUGACGUCUGUGUGCCAGCCCCCAGCUCCCACUGAGGGCCCCCAGGAGCCCCAGCGUGUCCAGAGGAAGCGUCGGAGGAAGAAGGAGGAGGAGGAUGCCAACAGCGAUGACCCCACCCAGGACGCCGACUUUGUGCCCUCUAAGGAUGUACUGCUGCAGGCAGAGGAGGAGGAGGAAAGCGAUGCAGCGCUCAGUGAGGAGUCUGAACUGGAGCCGCUCCGGGGGCACAGCGUGAGGACGUCGUCGGGAGGGAGAUCCAAGCCCUUGUGCCGCGGUGUUGCUCCCAAUGGCUUCCACAAUUCCAUCAUGGCCCCGGUGGAGAAGUGCUCCAGCCUCACCUACAGCCUGCGGGAGCAGGUGCACUCGCAGUGGGAAUUCCCUGACUGGAUCCCCUUGGCACACAACUGGAUGCAUCUGUCUGAAAGCGAAGCUGCCCCAUACCUGCCGGUGGAGGAGAAGUCUCCGCUCUUCUGCGUCCAGCGGGAGGGCCUUGAGGAUGGCGGCGCUUUAUACAGAUUGAACAGAUUCAGCUCCCUGCAGCCCCACGAGGAGCGCCGGGACGCGGCCUUCUUUGUGGGUGGCCCCAUCUGGGCCAUGGAGUGGUGCCCGACGCCGGAGGGUGCAGCGGCCGCGCAGUACGUGGCUCUGUACUGCCACAGAACCAUGGAGGAGACGCACAGCGUGGUGGGGCUGCACCGGGGCCCCGCGCUGCUGCAGCUCUGGGGCCUGGGCACGCUGCAGGAGGGCUCUGCUGACAGAGCUGGGCUGGCGUACGCCAUCGCUGCUGACCACGGCUGCGUCUGGGACAUGAAGUUCUGCCCCAGCGGCGCUUGGGAGCCUCCUGGAGGCUCCUCAAAGCACCCGCGGAUGAGCCGGCUCGGCCUCCUGGCUGCUGCUUUCUCAGAUGGCAGCGUGGUGCUGUACGCCCUCCCGCACCCUGGCGCGCUGCAGAGCUGCACGAGAACCCAGGUAAAAGAUGGGUCCCCCCCCAAGCACGUGAUCUGCAAGGUGAGGCACACCACCGCACUGCACGUGGGUUCCAUCCAGGCGGGGAGCGCGGCCGAGUGCGGGCAGUGCUUCAGCCUCUCCUGGAUGCCCUCCCGGCCCCACCAGCACCUGGCGGCGGGGUUUUAUGAUGGCACGGUGGCCGUCUGGAACCUGCUGACCGCGUCCCCGCUGCAGCGCGUGUCCCACCCCGACGGCUCUCUCCAGCUGUACCCUUUCCAGUGCUUCCUGGCCCACGACCACGCCGUGCGGAGCAUCGAGUGGUGCAAAGCCAACAGCAACUUCCUGGUCACGGUAGGGAACGACCGAAAGAUCAAAUUCUGGGACCUGCGACGCCUCUACGAACCCAUCAACAGCAUCAAGCGUUUCCUCAGCACUGAGGUGGCCUGGCUGCUGCCUUACAAUGGUGUCACCGUGGCCCAGGACAACUGCUAUGCCUCUUACGGUCUCUGUGGGAUCCACUACAUCGAUGCUGGGUACCUGGGCUACAAGGCGUACUUUGUGGCUCCUCGCAAGGGGACCGUGUGGAGCAUCUCGGGCUCGGACUGGCUGAACACGGUGGCCGCUGGGGACAUCACAGGCGAGCUGGUGGCUGCCGUGCUGCCCGACCUGGCUGUUAACCCGCUCAAUGUCAAGCGCUCCUCGGACCGCAGAUUUCCGGUGUACAAAGCUGACCUGCUGCCCUGCAGCCCUGCAGUGCCAGGGAGCGGUGAGCCAGUGCUGCCCAGGACCCGGCACUACAGUGAGAUGGUGGCCACAGCCUACGUGCGGUUCCGGGACACCGAUCUGCGCAGCUUCAAGAACUUCCCCAGCCGUGAGCCCAUGCGCCGCAUGCACAAACAGGAGGGGAAGGCAGAGCUGAGCCUUGACCGCCUGCAGCUGGAAGCCCUGCACAAGGUGCGUUUCAGCCCCAACCUGGAGGCGUGUGGCUGGCUGGUGUCGGGGGGACAGGCGGGCAUCGUGCGCCUGCAUUGCCUGGCGGGGCUGGCAGCUGCUGUGGACCCGCAGCUGCUGCCGCAGAGCCGUGCCCGCUACAGCUCCCACCCCGGCCCUCCUGUGAGCCCCCCCUCCGAGUAACCCUGGCCCCUCGCUGUGGCUGUGGGGGCUGCGUGCCCCCCCCCUUGGUGCUCCUUCCCCGGGGACCCGGUGCUCCCGCUGUCCCCUCGGGGCCCGGAGGGCUCUGUGCUGUGCUCUGCGCUUUGUGCUGGUGCGGGGCGGGCGGUGGGACGGCUGCUGUGUCCCUGCCCUGGGCUGAGGCCGUGCGUGGGGCUGUGCUUGUGCUCCCCACCCCCCGGUGCCGGGGGCUCUGGAAUCGCUCACAUUGAGCCGUGGUGGCAGCAGUGCAGUAAAGUGGUGCGUUUUGUAA